Messenger RNA from Jatropha curcas, 1996 nucleotides. Lineage: Eukaryota; Viridiplantae; Streptophyta; Magnoliopsida; Malpighiales; Euphorbiaceae. The record is from RefSeq and is a predicted model, not a curated record.
UUUUAAGACCACAAUCCCACUAAUCAAAUGAAAAACAAAUCGCCUACCCAGUUGAAUUUGACAUGUACCUCAAAAAACCAAUUCAUUAAAUUUUUAAAUACCUACUGUUUUUAGCAAAUACUAGCUAUUACUAUUAUUAUAUUUUACUUUCUUUACCUACUCUCUCUCUCUCUCUGCUUUAUAUUAGCCAAUGCAACCAAAACCCAUCAAGAUUCUUGAAUUCUUGAAAUUAUUAUAAAACAAAAGAAAAACAAGAACAAGAGAGAAAGAAAAAAGGCACUGUGUUAAAAGAUCAAGAACUCAAGAUUCAAGAAAGGAUGAUAGUAGCACCACCUCCAACAAUGAGUGAGAUGUGGGCGACAAUGGGAUCAACAAUUGCCAGUUUCAUGUUUCUUUGGGCUAUAUUUCGCCAAUAUUGCCCAUAUGAGAUUAGGAGGUACAUGGAAAAGUAUAGCCAAAGAAUGAUGAGUUUCUUCUAUCCUUACAUAAAGAUUUCAAUCCAUGAAUAUACUGGUGAGCGUUUAAGGAGAAGUGAAGCCUAUUCUGCUGUUGAGGCUUAUCUUAGUGUAAAUUCUUCAAAGUGUGCUAAAAGACUAAAAGCUGAAAUGGGUAGAGAUUGCAGCAACUUAAUACUUAGUAUGGAUGAAUAUGAGAGGGUUACUGAUGAAUUUCAGGGAAUUAGGGUUUGGUGGGUAUCCAGCAAAGUUUUAUCUCCUAGCCAAUCCAUGUAUCCUCAGCAAGAAAAAAGGUAUUAUAAGCUUACCUUUCAUAAAAAUCAUAGGGAGAUUAUAACUGGGGCUUAUUUGCCAUAUGUGGUGAGGGAAGGGAAGGAAAUUAGGGUUAGAAAUAGGCAAAGAAAGCUUUAUACUAAUAGUCCUGGCUAUAAAUGGCCUAGUUAUAAGCAGACUAUGUGGAGUCAUAUAGUUUUUGAACAUCCUGCAACUUUUGACACAAUGGCUUUAGAGCCUGAAAAGAAGCAGGAGAUUAUUGAAGAUCUUGUUACUUUUACUAAGAGUAAAGAUUUCUAUUCAAGAAUUGGUAAGGCUUGGAAAAGAGGGUAUCUUCUUUAUGGUCCUCCUGGAACUGGCAAGUCUACUAUGAUUGCUGCAAUGGCUAAUUUGUUGAAUUAUGAUGUUUAUGAUCUGGAGCUUACUGCAGUUAAGGAUAAUACUGAGUUAAGAAAGCUUUUGAUCGAAACGACUAGUAAAUCCAUCAUUGUUAUUGAGGAUAUUGAUUGCUCACUUGAUCUUACUGGCCAGAGGAAGAAGAAAGCGGCAGAUAAGUGUUUAGAUGAUGAGAAAGACAAGUUAGAGAAAGAAAUUCCUCGAAAAGAGCUAAAAGAGGAGGCGAGUAGCAAGGUUACACUUUCAGGAUUGUUGAAUUUCAUUGAUGGGUUGUGGUCAGCCUGUGGAGGAGAAAGGCUAAUUGUGUUCACAACAAAUUAUGUGGAGAAGCUUGAUCCAGCUUUGAUAAGAAGAGGAAGAAUGGAUAAGCACAUUCAGCUUUCUUAUUGCAGUUUUGAAGCAUUCAAGGUGCUCGCCAAGAAUUACUUGAAACUGGAAGCACAUCCUAUGUUCGAAAUCAUUGGAGGGUUAAUGAAGGAGAUAAAGAUCACACCUGCUGAUGUUGCAGAGAACCUCAUGCCUAAGUCUCCACUGGAUAAUGCUGACAAGUGUCUUUUGAACUUGAUUCAAGCACUCGAGGAAACAAAAGAAGCACAAGCUCUGAAAACAGACAAGGAACAAGUUGCAGAUAAUGAGACAAUAGCAGGGUACCCUAUCAAAGUAGCUGUUCAUCAGGCAAGAGAAAAUGGAGAAGCUGAAAACCAUUGUGAAUUAGAACUACAUUCUUGUAUUUAAAUAUUUUGCCAACAUAAUUUUCUGGGUACAAGAUUUAAGUGAUUAUUAUCAUGUACAAGUUUCAAAAAUCCUUUUAUACCCAUUAAUAUGUUUGCAUAUUCAUAUUAGAUAAUACAAACAGCAGAAUGAGUUUCAUA